AUGAGCUACCCAUGUGCCGCUUCCGAGUGCACGAACGUGGGCACGAAGAAGUGCGCGACGUGUCGCGUGGUGUCCUACUGCUGCAAGGAAUGCCAAAAGAAAGACUGGAAGACGCACAAGAAGCAAUGCGCCGCACUCGCGAUGUCCCCCGGCGGUGCGACGUACCGUGAGGUGUACAAAGACAAGGAAGGCGUGCACGUCUUUGAGGACAUGGAGAGCGGGAGGAGUUUCACGCUCGGAGGCGCGGGAGACGACUCGGUCCCGGCGGUGCAGUGCGCGAUGCAGAUGAUCCGCGACAUGCACGGGUUCACGGGGCCGUACACGUUACAGAGGAUCGUCAACGGCAAGCCGGUGACACCGCCGCCGCCGCAUAGAAUGGCCGUCGGAGACGAAGUCCUCGUCGCCACCGGGCAGGAAUCCAUCAAUCCCCCGUACACGGACGGGUGGAAGCGAGGCGUCGUGCGAUCCCUCGGGGACCAAGACAAGGGCGACGCCUUCGCGUACAAAGUAACCCUGACGGAUGGAUCCGUCGUGCCCGCGCACAGGGACGACCCCGAUUUCGUCCGCCGAGUGGACGAUAACGAGGAGGGCAAAGCGAUUCGCUUCGACGUGGGAACGGAGGUGGAGUGCCGGAUCGGACCGAGCAUGUGGACCCGGGGCGUGGUACGGCAGCGAAACGCGGAACUUCCGGGCUGGGGAAGAGGCUGGACCGAUGACGGAGAGGAGCACCCGGGUUGGCAGGGGCCGAAAGACACGAUGGCGUACAUCGUGACGCCCGAGGGCAAAAGCUUCGACGAAAAUGAUCCUUACUCUACGUUGUCGGUGCCCGCAGACAAGGACGACUAUAUUCGGGCGUGGGAGCCGAGGUCGAGAGGGUAG
Molecule: messenger RNA, 879 nt
Organism: Micromonas commoda
Lineage: Eukaryota; Viridiplantae; Chlorophyta; Mamiellophyceae; Mamiellales; Mamiellaceae
Exons: 1
Coding region: 1-879 (292 amino acids)
Source: RefSeq, a predicted model, not a curated record